Arachis stenosperma is the source of this 1124-nucleotide messenger RNA. RefSeq lists its product as uncharacterized. Gene Ontology annotation, molecular function: S-(hydroxymethyl)glutathione dehydrogenase [NAD(P)+] activity; zinc ion binding. Gene Ontology annotation, biological process: formaldehyde catabolic process. The annotation marks the transcript as partial. Lineage: Eukaryota; Viridiplantae; Streptophyta; Magnoliopsida; Fabales; Fabaceae. Gene Ontology annotation, cellular component: cytosol. The record is from RefSeq and is a predicted model, not a curated record. The transcript has 6 exons.
CCCAUCCCUCCCCACUCCCCAUUCUUUGUCGGCCUUACCUACUCCGCCCCCACCGCCACCCCUUCACCACCACCAGAAACAAUCGCCGCCGCACUCUCCACUCUCAAAGGCAACUCCCUCCGCCUCGAAAACCCUGGCCCAACCGUCAUCCGCACCUUCCUCUACACCAACGUCUCCCUCCUCCUCGCCAACGAACGGCCAUCGCCGCCGCCGAAGGUCUCCGUCCGACUAAGGUCUCUUCGAGCUCGUGGCGUCGCCGUCUCUUCGAGCUCUCCUCGGUCGUCGUCUCCCUCUUCUCGCUCUCUGUUCGAGCACACUUCCCGUCCUCCGUCGCCGUCUCUUCGCAUUGGAUGUGUUUGUUACGGUCUUGGAGCUGUAUGGAACACUGCAAAAGUUGAACCAGGGUCAAUUGCUGCUGUUUUUGGCCUUGGAACUGUUGGUCUUGCUGUUGCAGAGGGUGCAAAAAGUGCCGGUGCAUCUCAUAUUAUUGGCAUUGAUAUCAAUGGCAAGAAAUUUGAUACAGCGAAGAACCUUUGGAUCACCGAGUUUAUUAAUGCUAAAGAACACGAUAAACCAAUUCAGCAGGUCAUAGUUGAUCUUACGGAUGGCGGAGUUGAUUAUAGUUUUGAGUGCAUUGGGAAUGUCUCCGUCAUAAGAGCUGCUCUGGAAUGCUGCCACAAGGAAUUUGCUCUGCAUUCAACAGUAUACACCAUACACACCUUUUUCUCCUCGGAUAUUGAAUCAAAGUUAAGAAGAAUUGAGGAUGACCCUGAAGGAUCUGGGACUUCCCAUUUGCAUAGUAUUAUUCAAGGAAUUGAUCAAAUUUUUGCUAAUUCUUUUACUGUAUGUUCAAUUUAAUUUUUCUGAUUUAUUUUUUGUUGCUAAUAGUUUGAAUUCUUUUCUAGGUUUGUUGUUUCCAGUGUUGCUAAGUGAUUACUUGAUUAUUAAAAGUUAUUGUUAUCAAAGCUGAGGAUCAAAAGGAACGAAUAUGUCAAGGCAAAGGAUAAAUUGACAUCACAACUCCGAAGUUAGUUUAGAGUUAGUUACAACUAAUUUUGGCUAAUUUUUAGCUCCUAGAAGUACUUGGUGUUAAUAUAUAUAUUAUUGUUUAGAACUGAGAUUGA